Molecule: messenger RNA, 717 nt
Organism: Lytechinus variegatus (green sea urchin)
Lineage: Eukaryota; Metazoa; Echinodermata; Echinoidea; Temnopleuroida; Toxopneustidae
Exons: 4
Coding region: 201-605 (134 amino acids)
Source: RefSeq, a predicted model, not a curated record
CCCUUUUCUCCUCAUUCAUUAGAAUCAUAUUUUCGGAGUUGAGGUGAAGGAUAUUCGCAUUUCAGAAGGGACGAGGUCGCCGUGCUGAGCACAGCGUUUUCGAAUCGGGAUUCCAGAGGGCAUCUGUGCCAUAGAAAUCUCGGUUGGAAAAAAUGAAUUUAUAUGCACAGCUAUCGGUGAUCUUGAUCGAGUCGUAAAUAAUGGUGGUAAUGGAGACCAGGGCUCUGAUGCUUUUGCUUCUAAGCUUGAUCCUGAUAAAAGGUGCCUACUCGUCGUCUCGUAAUGGUAUCCAAUGCCAUGUAGCGUGCCAAGCAGCUGACGAUAGUUCGUUAUGCGACAGUGAUCAAUACGAAUACUCCACGUGCACAUACCGGACUAACGCGAAUACCGAAGCAUGCAAGAAAGUGAGGAUCGGAAGGGAUACUUUUACACUAACCUGUGCCGAAAACUGUCAAGAAGGCUGUGAUUCUAAUGGCUGUACCGAGUGUUGUUACACUGACUACUGCUUCGACCGGGAUGGAAGAAACGGAACUGCGUCACUGGUGGUCACGUGGGUUGCAAUGGGCGUAACCCUUUUAGCGAGUAUCUUCGUAUCCACAUAUUAGACAGUGAUGACGUGCAAAAAUUGUCUUAAUUGGGAGAAAGCCAUGAAAAAUACUGUGGAAAUGAUUACGGAGUGGGAUGAGAUUCUACUCGUAGACCCUUUAUAAGAAUGAU